AUGGAUGCCGGUCCCAGUCAACGUCAAUCAGUAAUAGCUUCGAACAGAAGAUUCCGUGAAUUAGAGAAUGUUGAACGUGAAUGUGAAUGUGGAUACGGACGUGGAUGUGCUCGAGUGCAUAAUGAUGAUGCAGACAUUGCUAUGGAUGAUGAUCUUAUACAUGAUGCACCAGUUAUGAAAAAUAUUGCUAUGAAGGAUGACCCUAUUGGUGAUGAUGCUGCUAUUUGGAAUAGUCUUGAAGAAAUGGGGGCCUUGAAGUGUUAUAGUCACUCGAGUAAGAUUUGUUCGUGGGCGUGGUGGGAACACGGCAAAAAAGCUACAUUUGUAAACAUUGUAAAGAUGUCAGGACUUGCAUACUUAGUUCGUUGCACGUACCGCUUCGUCAACAAGAUUAUUGUGUCUAGAGAGAUGGCAACCAAAGACAAAUAUCUUCCAUUUGAUUAUAGAGAAAUGACCAUCAUGUUAGACGAUGUCGCCACUAUCCUAGAGCUUCCCAUUGUAGGCAAAUAUAUUGGUGUGCAUAAGUUGUCAGAAAGGCAGGCCAUUGCAUUAGUAGUUAAUAACUUAGGAAUUGAUGAGCAAGAGGUGAGACAUGAGAUAUCUAGUGUAGGGGAAAAUUCAGUGAUGCUUGAGUGGUUGAGGGAAAACUUUCAUAAUGUUACAUACGAUGAUUCAGUGGAAAGAAUUACAUGUGUAGGUAGAGCAUACUUGUUAUUUUUGUUGGGUUCUACACUUUUUAGUGACAAGACUGAUACUAGAGUCCCCGUUGUUUAUUUGAGUUUGUUGUCCGACUUGACAACUGUACAUUCAUAUGCUUGGGUUGUUGCUGCAUUGGCAUACUUAUACAGACAGUUGGGGUACGCUAGCAAAUCCAGUGUGAAACAAAUAACCGGUUACAUGACACUCCUUAAGGGUUGGAUUUUUGAGUAUUUUCGUGGAUUCUGA
This is a messenger RNA of Camellia sinensis, 945 nucleotides long. The record is from RefSeq and is a predicted model, not a curated record. NCBI's taxonomy places the organism in Eukaryota, Viridiplantae, Streptophyta, Magnoliopsida, Ericales, Theaceae.